AUGGCCCGAGGAAAUCGUACUACUUUGACAGAAUUUGUCCUCAUGGGAUUCACGGAUCGUCCGGAGCUUCAGGUUCCCCUCUUUGUAAUGUUCCUAGCAAUUUACCUCUUCACUCUCAUUGGAAACCUUGGAAUGAUUCUCCUAAUCAAGCUUGAUUCACGCCUUCAUGUUCCCAUGUACUAUUUUCUUAGCCACCUUGCCUUCAUUGAUCUCUGUUACUCAUCUUCUAUUGGGCCCAAGAUGCUACAAAACUUAGUUGUGAAGAAGAAAACCAUUUCCUUCUCAGGAUGCUUCGCACAGCUGUACUUCUCGAGUGCUUUUGCCACAACAGAGUGUUUCCUCUUGGCCACAAUGGCCUAUGAUCGUUACAUGGCUAUUUGCAACCCUCUGAUUUACACAGCCAUCAUGACCAAAAGGGUCUGCAGUGAGUUGGUGAUUGGUGUGUAUACCUAUGGUUUCCUGAACUCAGUAAUACAAACCAUUCUGACUUUCCAGUUAUCCUUUUGUGAUUCCAACAUUAUCCAUCACUUCUACUGUGCUGACCCACCACUCCUGGCACUGUCUUGUUCAGACAUUCACUCUAAGGAGAAACAGCUCUUGAUUUUCUCUGCUUUGAAUCUCACUAGUUCCCUUCUGACUGUUCUUGUUUCCUAUAUUUGCAUUCUAGUUUCCAUCCUGAAGAUCCAUCCCUCUGAGGGUAAGUGCAAAGCCUUCUCCACCUGUGCCUCCCACCUGACAGUGGUCGUUAUCUUCUAUGGGACUCUUUUCUUCAUGUAUCUCCAGCAGCCAAAAGCAGGAAAUUCCUGGAAAUACAACAAAGUGGUCUCUGUAUUUUAUAGCCUUGUCAUUCCCAUGCUAAACCCACUGAUCUACAGCUUCCGGAACACAGAAGUGAAGGAUACUCUGAAAAAAGUCCUAGAGGGAAAAAGGUCAUAA
Messenger RNA from Vombatus ursinus (common wombat), 936 nucleotides. Its product is annotated as olfactory receptor 1038-like. The record is from RefSeq and is a predicted model, not a curated record. The transcript has a single exon. Gene Ontology annotation, molecular function: odorant binding; olfactory receptor activity; G protein-coupled receptor activity. Gene Ontology annotation, biological process: sensory perception of smell; G protein-coupled receptor signaling pathway. NCBI's taxonomy places the organism in Eukaryota, Metazoa, Chordata, Mammalia, Diprotodontia, Vombatidae. Bases 1 to 936 code for a protein of 311 amino acids. Gene Ontology annotation, cellular component: membrane.